CGUCGGUACCCAGGGAGUAGGCGUUUCCGGCCAUUCAUACUCCUAGGCUUUUUGGACUUGGGUGGUCGCGUUUUGUGCGCUAUCCGACCGAAAGAGUGCCGGCACUGCUAGGAUGAAGCUCGUAAGAUUUUUGAUGAAAUUGAGUCAUGAAACUGUAACCAUUGAAUUAAAGAAUGGAACACAGGUCCAUGGAACAAUCACAGGUGUAGAUGUCAGCAUGAAUACACAUCUUAAAGCAGUGAAAAUGACUUUGAAGAAUAGAGAACCAGUACAACUGGAAACACUGAGUAUUCGAGGAAAUAACAUUCGAUAUUUUAUUCUGCCAGACAGCUUACCUCUGGAUACACUACUUGUGGAUGUUGAACCGAAGGUGAAAUCUAAGAAAAGGGAAGCUGUUGCAGGAAGAGGCCGAGGCCGAGGAAGAGGAAGAGGACGUGGUCGGGGUAGAGGAAGAGGGGGUCCUAGGCGAUAAUGUCUCUCAAGAUUACUAUUUCAAAGUGAUACGUGAUUUGGAAUAUUUUUUGUACAGGCUUUGUUUAUGUCAGUUUUUAAUAAACAUAAAUGUAGGA
Molecule: messenger RNA, 569 nt
Organism: Panthera uncia (snow leopard)
Lineage: Eukaryota; Metazoa; Chordata; Mammalia; Carnivora; Felidae
Gene: SNRPD1
Product: small nuclear ribonucleoprotein D1 polypeptide
Exons: 4
Coding region: 113-472 (119 amino acids)
Biological process (GO): RNA processing; spliceosomal snRNP assembly
Cellular component (GO): spliceosomal tri-snRNP complex; catalytic step 2 spliceosome; U1 snRNP
Molecular function (GO): RNA binding
Source: RefSeq, a predicted model, not a curated record